Molecule: messenger RNA, 784 nt
Organism: Perca fluviatilis (European perch)
Lineage: Eukaryota; Metazoa; Chordata; Actinopteri; Perciformes; Percidae
Gene: nfatc2ip
Product: nuclear factor of activated T cells 2 interacting protein
Exons: 4
Coding region: 57-398 (113 amino acids)
Source: RefSeq, a predicted model, not a curated record
ACCUUUAAGAUUAGUUUAACAUGAAUUAGUUUCCUCACCUUUGUUUCAGAGCAGCCAUGCGCUGCCCGUCUCCGCCCCAGAGUCCGGUCCAGAAACAGUCCAAACAGGCCCAAAAGAAGAUCAGCGAGAUAGACCGGAAGCUCCGGGCGGUGAACUACCUCCUGUCUCCCGAACCUCAGGACCGAAGCUCCAGAAGCUCCAGAAGCUCCAGACGCUGCAACGACGACGUUCUCAUCGUGAGCUCUAACGACGACAGCGUCUUGAACCUUAACGACGACGACGUCGUGAUCGUGAGCUCCGAUUCGGGGCUCCAGGAUUCUCCGUACAGCUCGUUGGUCCGGGAGAUUCCCCUCAAGAUCCGCUGCAGAACAGACGUCCACAAGAUCCAGGUUCAGUAGUCGACGCCGUUGAGUGAAGUGGUGACCCAGCUGUCCGUCAUCCUCAGCGUUCCUCCUCCUCGCCUCCUGCUGCUGAGGGAGGACGUGGAGCUUCCAACGCACGCCACCGUCGGCGAGCUCGGCCUCGGCAUCGCUGACAUCAUCGAGUGUGUGGUGAUGGCCCCGUCCCCAGAGGUGGGGGAGACCCAGAGGGACGACAGCAGGAUGAUGAUGAUGAUGAUGAUGAUGAUAGUAGUUGUGUGUGUGUGUGUGUGUGUGUGUGUGUGUGUGUGUGUGUGUGUGUUGUGUAGAGUGUGUGGUGAUGGCCCCGUCCCCAGAGGUGGGGGAGACCCAGAGGGACGACAGCAGGAUGAUGAUGAUGAUGAUGAUGAUGAUGAUAGUAGUUG